GGGCACUGGGGCAGGAUGGGAGUGCGGGAGGGGGGGGCUGCGGCGGCCGGUCCCGGUCUUGGCUCCGCCCACCCCGGGGGCCACGCCCACGGCCACGCCCUGCGCCGGGGCUGCUGCGGGGACCGGCACCGCAACCCCCCCGCCCAGGGAACCCCCCCAGCACCGGGACCCCCGGGCACCGGUCCCGCCAGCAUGGCCGACUACCUGAUCAGCGGGGACACCGGCUACGUCCCCGAGGACGGACUGACGGCCCAGCAGCUCUUCGCCUCCUCCGCCGGCCUCUCCUACAAUGAUUUCCUCAUCCUGCCCGGCUUCAUCGACUUCACCGCGGACGAGGUGGACCUGACCUCGGCGCUGACCCGAACCAUCACCCUCAACACCCCCCUGGUCUCGGCCCCCCUGGACACCGUCACCGAGGCCGACAUGGCCAUCGCCAUGGCCCUGAUGGGCGGCAUCGGCAUCAUCCACCACAACUGCACCCCCGAGUUCCAGGCCAACGAGGUGCGCAAGGUGAAGCGCUUCGAGCAGGGCUUCAUCACCGAGCCGCUGGUCAUGAGCCCCGCGCAGACCGUGGGCGACGUGCGCGACGCCAAGCGGCGCCUCGGCUUCUCGGGCAUCCCGCUCACCCGCACCGGGCGCCUGGGCGGCAAGCUGGAGGGCAUCGUCACCUCCCGCGACAUCGACUUCCUGGGGCACGGCGACCACGACACCGCCCUGGGGGAGGUGAUGACCAAACGCAACGAGCUGGUGGUGGCACCGGCCGGUGUCACCCUCAAAGAGGCCAACGAGAUCCUGCAGCGCAGCAAGAAGGGGAAGCUGCUGAUCGCGAACGCGUGUGACGAGCUGUUGGCCAUCGUGGUGCACAUGAAUGAGGGGUCACCUCCAUGUCCCCAUCCCUGUUGUCACCUCUGUGUCCCAGGGAAGCUGCCGAUCGUGAACGCGCGUGACGAGCUGGUGGCCAUCAUGGCGCGCACGGACCUGCGCAAGAACCGGGAGCACCCGGGGGCGUCCAAGGACGCGCGGAAGCAGCUGCUGUGCGGGGCGGCGCUGGGGACGCGCCAGGACGACCGGUACCGGCUGGACCUGCUGGCGCAGGCGCGCGUCGACCUGGUGGUGCUGGACUGCUCGCAGGGGAACUCCACGUACCAGGUGUCCAUGAUCCACUACAUCAAGCAGCGGUACCCGGCGCUGCAGGUCAUCGGCGGCAGCGUGGUGACGGCCGCCCAGGCCAAGAACCUGAUCGACGCCGGAGCCGACGCCCUGCGGGUGGGCAUGGGGGGGGGCGCACACGAAGCGCUGUCCAGCGGGCGGCCGCAGGGCACGGCCGUGUACAAGGUGGCCGAGUACGCGCGGCGGUUCGGGGUCCCGGUGAUCGCGGACGGCGGGAUCCGCACCGUGGGACACGUGGUGAAGGCGCUGGCGCUGGGGGCGUCCACCGUGAUGCUGGGGUCCCUGGGAGGGUGUUCUCACGGGUGCCCCCCCGCAGUGAUGCUGGGGUCCCUGCUGGCCGCCACCUCAGAAGCACCGGGGGGGGGCCUCUUCUUCCCGGAGCGGGGGCGACUGUCCCAGCGUGGGGGGGUCCCAGCCCCCCUGGACCCCCCGGAGAGGAGCAACAGCAGCACCCCCCAAAAACGCUACCUCAGUGAAGGUGACAAGGUGAAGGUGAGUGCGGGGGGGUCGGGCUCCGUGCACCAGUUUGUCCCGUACCUGCUGGCCGGGAUCCAGCACAGCUGCCAGGACAUGGGCGCCAGGAGCCUCUCGGUGCUGCGGGCCAUGAUGUACUCGGGGGAGCUGAAGUUUGAGAGGAGGACGAUGGCGGCGCAGAUCGAGGGGGGGGUCCACGGGCUGCACUCGUACGAGAAGCAGCUGUACUGAGGAGGGUGCCCCCCCGGCCUCCCCCCUCGCUGCUAGUGCUGCCCCGGGGCUGGCUUUGCACUACGGGCUGGACCCCCCUGGCCAGCCCCCCCCGGCACCCCGCGGCCAUGGGGACCCCCCACCCGCCUCCCCCGGCACCCAGGGGCUUUUGGGGGGACCCCAGGGUGCUGCACCCCGUAGGAUGUAACACCUGCUGCUUGCAACCCCCGAACCCCACUUUGCCCCAGCUGGGGGGGGUGGGGGGACCCCCUGUUGAGGGGGGGAGCUGCUGCUGUCCCCCAGCCCCCCCUGCACACAGGGGACCCCCCAUCCCCGUGACCCCCCUGUGUGGGGGGCACCGCGCUGUAUCCAGGUGUUAAUAAAGAGUUGGAGCAUCCA
Columba livia (rock pigeon) is the source of this 2253-nucleotide messenger RNA. RefSeq names its product inosine monophosphate dehydrogenase 1 (gene IMPDH1). Gene Ontology annotation, cellular component: cytoplasm. The transcript has 15 exons. Gene Ontology annotation, molecular function: IMP dehydrogenase activity. The coding region runs from base 16 to 1875 and encodes 619 amino acids. Lineage: Eukaryota; Metazoa; Chordata; Aves; Columbiformes; Columbidae. Gene Ontology annotation, biological process: GTP biosynthetic process. The record is from RefSeq and is a predicted model, not a curated record.